This is a messenger RNA of Coprinopsis cinerea okayama7#130, 2016 nucleotides long. RefSeq lists its product as hypothetical. The transcript is spliced from 3 exons. The record is from RefSeq and is a predicted model, not a curated record. The coding region runs from base 1 to 2016 and encodes 671 amino acids. Lineage: Eukaryota; Fungi; Basidiomycota; Agaricomycetes; Agaricales; Psathyrellaceae.
AUGUCAGAAGCUGAUCCUGGACUCGAGAAAGAACCUUCCAAUGGCGCAUCGACUCCUGCAGUUGUAGCUGAACUCUCCCCAACGGCGUUGGCGAGGAUAUGCGACUUCAUCGACCCCGAAACAGAGAAGAAAACCUUACUCAGCUUCGCACUUUCCUUCAAGAACGCUGCCCAGGUCGCCCUGGAUGCCCUGUGGUACUCCAUGGAUUCCUUGGGCCCGCUAUUCGACGUUCUAAAAGCCUCUGCUGGUGGAGCCGUGUCGGUUGACGAGAAUGACCAGAAGAUAUUUGUCGGAAAUCCUGACAAGGUGGCUUGGGAGCGGCUUUAUGAGUAUCGGAAGCGCGUCAGACGUUUCACGCUCUACAAGGAUAGCUCGACGCUCAUCCCAACCAUAACUCUUUUUCGCCUGACUCAGCUCUGUGGGGUUGACCCACUCUCCCCCAAUCUUCACUCUCUGGACGUCAAGCACACCCGAGCAUGGACGCUGUCGAAGUUGUUUCUUUUCCUUUCACCGAGCUUGAAGACUGUACAGAUAGAGGAGGUGACUCAGGACGAGAUGGCCUUUAUGGUCGAAACCUUUUUGAGCACGUUGGGCGAAACCAACCCUGCCAUGAAGGGCAUCUGCAUCUUUGGUGACGUGCCUCAGUCUGUCCUACGCGCCGUGACGAGGGUGAAGGAACUAGAGAUCCUCGAACUGGGGAUUGCGCGAUGGGGUCCAUGGGUACAUCAGUUGGGUCGCCUGGAGCGUUUGCAUUCUUUGACCAUUGAAAACCUCAUUCCCCGGCCUGUUUUGCCUGUUACGUGGCCAGACCCUGUGGUAGAAGCAGAUACCAAGCAGGUGGGGUCGGACCAACAUGAAAUUCCGGUCAAGACCGAGGAACCGACGAAUGAAAGCGCUGAACUCCAGGACCCUUCCAAAGAAACAGUGACAUCCAAAGAACCCGCCCAUACGCCGUCGACCUCUGAAGAUGCCAAAGAGGCUCGGAGCAGGGACCAGGAUGAAGACUCGACGAGUAAGGAGACUGUUCAAGAGGAAGCCCCAGUUGAGGACCUGUCGACUCGAUCUAGUAACUCGGACCAUUCUGAGUCUACAUCCUCAGAAACUACCCCGUUUCUGCCGGCCCUGAAGUCGAUUGACAUCGCUGGUCCUCCUACUGCUCUCACCGAGCUCAUUCAACUUUUGGAUUGUCGGUCACUUCAAGACGUGGUCAUUCGCCCCGAAGCUAACAGACCAUGGAAGAGUCUGCUGCACACUCUCGACGGAGAGAAAACUCCUUCAUACGAUGGCUUAAACAGCCUAUAUGGCCCCGAAUCAGAACUGGUGGAAACACCUUCAUGGAUUAGGAAAUUUGGAGCGACCCUCCAAAUUCUUGCGUCCAGGGCAACCAGCGCUCCCUUGAAGGGUCUUUCUUUGUCCUGGAACCCCGACUCGCAACUCGCCCAAGCCAUCGCUCCCAUUUGGAAAGACCAGUCACCUCAACUGCCGGCGAAAUAUUUGGAAGGACUGGACUCAUUCACCGAGUUGCAGUACUUGUCGAUGAUUCACUGGUCAAUCUCCCCACUGGAGCCCUUCUUUGAACACGUCGUUCCAAAGCUGUCCAGACUUCGCGAACUCCACGUCUCCUUGUCGCCCAAUCACCCAGGACUCGACCUCACCUCUCUCCACCAUAUCUUCGCUUGUCCCGAACUCUUCCGGCUGCAGGUUCCAAUCGAAGUUGUGAAGCCCGUGCCAUCGUGUAUCGAGGCCCUUCCGGGACCGACAGGUCAUCGAUUGCAGGUGUUGUCCACAGGCAACUGGCCAGCUUCAGACCCACUUUUCCCAGAUGUGGUGACGGGAAUCCGAUACAAGCGCCACCUCGCUGUGGCAAGGUAUCUUGACACGCUCUUCCCUGCUUUGCAAGUGCUCUCUGGAAGCGGGGAUUGGGAAUACAUCGUCGAGCUGAUGCAUAUGCUCCAAAGAACGAGGGCGGAAGAAAGAAUGAGAAGUUUAAUGUUGACACACCACGGCGGGGAAUAG